Molecule: messenger RNA, 2103 nt
Organism: Salvia splendens (bonfire salvia)
Lineage: Eukaryota; Viridiplantae; Streptophyta; Magnoliopsida; Lamiales; Lamiaceae
Product: Tetratricopeptide repeat (TPR)-like superfamily protein
Exons: 1
Coding region: 148-1980 (610 amino acids)
Biological process (GO): RNA modification
Molecular function (GO): zinc ion binding; protein binding; RNA binding
Source: RefSeq, a predicted model, not a curated record
UCCCCAUUCCAAAUUCUUGGAUCACAUUCAAUUCAACAAACACGAAUCCCACUACACUCCCAACAUUUCUUCUUAAUCAAACUCAUAAAAAAAAUCCCAAAAAGUUUCAAGCGACGACAUGAUUGCAUCAGAUGUUUAACCGAGAGCAUGGUGGUGGCAUACGUGCUGAAUCAGCCCCAUGAAUUCAUAACACACAACCAAACUUAUCCAAAAAUCCCAGAAACCGAUCACCACUCUAAUCAAAAGGAGCACGAAUGCAUCUCCCUGAUCAAGAAAUGCAAGAAUUUGGAUGAAUUCAAGCAAAUCCAUGGCCAUGUCUUCAAGCUUGGGCUCCUCUGGAGCAGCUCAUUCUGCGCCAGCAAUCUCAUCUCAACAUGUGCCCUGUCACAGUGGGGAAGCAUGGACUACGCCUGCUCGAUUUUCGACCAACUCGACGAUCCAUGCUCAUUCGACUUCAACACCAUCAUCAGAGGCCACACCAUGGAGAUGAGCUCGGACCAGGCAUUGCUUGCCUAUCUUGACAUGCUCGAGAUAGGCGUGGAGCCGGACAGUUUCACAUACCCACCUCUGCUUAAGGCGUGCGCGUCUCUAUCAGCGGCCGGUGAAGGAAUGCAGAUCCAUGGACAUGUUUUUAAGCAUGGAUUGGUGGGAGAUGUGUUUGUGCACAAUAGUUUGAUCAAUAUGUAUGGGAAGUGUGGCCUUUUGAGGGAUUCUUGCGCGGUUUUCGAUCAGAUGGAGGUGAAGACUGUGGCUUCUUGGAGUGCUGUCAUUGCUGCUCAUGCUAGUUUAGGAAUGUGGGGUGAGUGUUUGAGGCUGUUUUUUUGUAUGAUUCGCGAUGGCGGGUGGAGGCCGGAGGAGAGUGUUUUGGUCAGUGUGUUGUCUGCUUGCACUCAUUUGGGGAGACUGGAUUUGGGAAGGUGCAUUCAUGGCUAUUUGGUUAGGAAUUUGAGUGGUUUGAAUGCUGCAGUUGAGACUGCUGUGGUGGAUAUGUACAUUAGAUGUGGGAGUUUGGAGAAAGGGAUGUCUCUGUUUCAAGAAAUGGUUGGUAAGAAUCAUAAGUCAUUUAGUGUGGCUAUAUCAGGGCUGGCGAGUCACGGGCGUAGUGUGGAGGCUUUGGUGGUUUUCGAGGAGAUGAUUAAGGUGGGAUUGAGGCCGGACGAUGUGGUGUAUGUUAGCGUGUUGAGUGCUUGUAGCCAUGCCGGUUUAGUUCAAGAAGGGGUGAAGUAUUUUGAGAGAAUGAGAAAAGAGCAUAGGAUCGAACCAACGGUGCAGCACUAUGGUUGUAUGGUUGAUCUGAUGGGGCGAGCCGGGUUGGUAGAUGAGGCUCAUGAGCUCAUCAAGGGGAUGCCUAUGGCUCCUAAUGACGUCGUGUGGCGUAGCCUUCUCAGCGCGUGCAAGAUCCAUCAGAAUCUUGAAUUAGGGGAGGUGGCAGCUGAGAGAUUGAUGGAGCUCAAUGGAAAAAAUGCAGUGGAUUAUCUGAUGUUGUGUAGUAUCUAUGCACAAGCCGGGAGGUGGGAGGAUGUGUCGCUGGGUUGGGUUAGGAUGGGUCGUGUGGGAGUAGGCAAGGAGGCUGGGACGAGCGCUGUUUUGGUGGGGGGGAAGCUGCAUAGGUUUGUGUCCAACGACGCGUUGCAUCAUCCUCUGCGGGGGGAGAUACGUGAGAUGGUACACCAGAUGGAGUGGCAGCUGAGGUUCGAGGGGUACGAGGCGGAUACGUCGCAGGUGGUGAUGAAUGUGGGGGAAGAGGAGAAGAGGGAGAGGCUGAGGGGACAUAGCCAGAAGCUGGCUAUUGCUUUUGCAUUGGUUAGUACUUCAAAAGGGAGUGUUGUGAGGAUUGUGAGGAAUGUGAGGAUGUGUAGUGAUUGUCACACUUAUACUAAGAUGAUAUCUGUGAUUUAUGAGAGGCAUAUCAUAGUUAGGGAUGGGAAUGUGUACCAUCAUUUCAAACAUGGGACUUGUUCUUGUAGAGAUUAUUGGUAAAUUUUGAUGUCUUUUUUUUUUUAUGCAUACUUACUAGUUAGUUAAGUGUCGUUUGAGUUGUUUUCAAAUAUUUUCUGAAUAAUAUAGCAUGCCGCCUCCUCGUCUUGCCGGGGACGAUCUCAA